Messenger RNA from Neurospora tetrasperma FGSC 2508, 1125 nucleotides. RefSeq lists its product as uncharacterized. The annotation marks the transcript as partial. The record is from RefSeq and is a predicted model, not a curated record. The transcript is spliced from 5 exons. Lineage: Eukaryota; Fungi; Ascomycota; Sordariomycetes; Sordariales; Sordariaceae.
UUCAAAGACAAAACCUCCAUCACCGCCAACCUCACCUCCACCACCACCGACGAAACCCCCGACCGACCCCCCCAAACUGAUCUCAAUCCUGCCCCCCUCCGCCCCGGUCCCAAACUCCGCAAACGCUGCGGCUCCAACACGGUGAUUUGCUCCGGGAAACACGGCGCUGACGUGCCCGUGUGCGAGACCCUAGUCCGGGGCGUCUUCCCGGUGCAGUCCGAGAUGAUUCCGGAGGACAAUGACCACCGAUCCAUCUGCCUCGAGCUGAGAGCCUUGCUGUGGCUCAGAGAGCUUGACGGGUCUGGGCCAGGAUGUGGCCUACCAAUCCAGUUCAAAUCGGCCAUGAACAGUAUUCCAGUCCUUCGCCGGGUGCGUUCUCGUUGCACUACCAAUAAGCCAGUUCAAACAGUUGAUAUACACCCUCAAAUUCGACGUUUAGGCAGAUUUUGUGGUUUCAGAAACAGCCUUGUUGGGUAUUGCCUUCGUCGAGGAGUGGCCUACGCUCUGUCCGAGCAAACCACAACGGACAACCGACAAUUCUUGAUGGGUCAUACGAAAGCGUCAUCAUACUGGCUCUAUCACCCCCAGACGUCGACUAUUGACUUCCCUGCCAUGUUCAGAGGAUUGAGCCAACGACUUCUAGAAGCAACAAUGCCCCGCAGGUCAUCUCGGACGAGGCUAACGUACGGAUCCGACGAAGGCCAGAGAUCAACUCGAUGGCAACGACGAGUUCAACUUUUCGAAGAUGGCCCAGAUAAUGAUGACAGCAAGGACGAGGAUAGCCAGCAUGAGGUCGGCCAAGACGUUUUCGUGGCCAUCCGCCGACACAAUGUUACUACCCAGCGAUCAAAGAGGGGGGUCCACAGGAUCAAGUACCCAGUAACUUCAGCCUACAGAGAUGUCCUGGAGGAACUCAAACAAGCCCAAGGAAGUGAGACAAACACUGCCGAUGUCCUGAUGAAGUGGUUCAAGAUCUGCCAUGGCAUUGAUGAUUUUGCUCCUGGAGAAGAGUCCUUACCAGGGCAGUACAAGUGCAGGUUCUGCUACCAAGACCUGACACAAGUGCAUAAAGCACAUGGGCAUGUACACUCUUGUGCCAAAACCAACGAAUUGGGCAUCCAAAAA